AUGGCAUCGCGCGUUCUGAGAGGCCGUGUAAUCAAGACCCGCAGUCAUUCUCAUUCUCCGAUCCUACCUUCUCGAACGCAUACAACCAUCGACACAACCGGCGCAGAUGGUUCUUCUGCAUCAGAAACUCACGGGCAACCACCCGCCUGGGCAGACUACCGCCCGGAGCUCUCUGAUACGCUUCCGUGGUUUCGGGCUGUCCAAGGCGGCGCCUAUCACAAUGGAAAUAUCUGCUGGGGAUUCCUCCUUGACGCUGAUUGUGGAAUUCGCUCUUAUAUCGAUGAUGAGAUUGUAAUAACCAGGAUUGGCGGCGGUUGUACCAAGGAUGCGGCGGGAAACCUCGUCCCUCUUAGGGAUCAAGACAGCGACAACUCGAUAGUAAACAGUGUUAUCAAAAGCAAGGAGUUGAAGGUCCCCGUCGGCCUCAUCAUAGGAAACCGCAACACACUUCUUGGGAGAAAGCUCCCGCACCGAUACAACGUCAUGGCGUACUUCCGCAUCACCGAUAUCUGGUUUGAAAAGAUCGGACAAAAAGUAGGCGGAAAAGUGCGUUUCGAGAAGCUGGACCUCUCUUCUAAGAGCUGGUGGGCUGCGACAGGUUCACCCUUUCCCAUUCCGCACCAGAAAAGGAGUUGCACAGCACCAGAGAAGAACGUUUGUCGUGAUUGUGGAUUCGAGAGUCUGCGUAUAUAUAGCGAAGCAUGGAUGUGCCUUGAGCCGUCCUGCAAAUCAUUCUGGACCAUUGAUGGAUCCGCUCCCCUCACAGAUCUCACAUUCCACCAGAAGUUCUUGGACUAUCGGACUCCCUUUGACCCUGAAAUGCAGCCACAUCACAGCCUCAUCCCGGACCUACUCUCCACUAUGGAUGAAGACGACCCAACCCUCAGCUCACUCCGUAUAGCUUGGAAGGGAAUUGUCUGCCCACGGUGCCAGAAGUGCAUAUCGCGGCGAUUCUGGCGGGGAUGGAAAUGCACUGACGAUCUCGGGGGACGAGAAGUGCAUAAAGGCAAGCCGUGUUCAUACGAGAAGUUCCUCAAAAUGCGCCCCAUAUCUCUACGCUCUGUGAUAGAAGACUUGGAGUUAUCUCCGAUCAAGAGGGUCCUCCACUUUGACCCGAAGUUCGCUAUUCCGGAAAUCGAUGACGCCUCGCUAUAUCCGUAUAGGAAAAUGACUUACCAUAUCCCGGGCGUCGGUUACAUUGUCCAUUUUGUUUCUAACAAAGCGAUCAACAGCCGUCUUAACGGCCCUGACGACCUUUUUGGUCAGAUGCAGGCUACUGAUCUCGGACUGAGACGGUAUCCCUUGCAACAGAGCGUGGUUGCCGGAACUCUCACUUGUCAUUUCGCGGGAAUGCCAUAUAAAUACGUCGUCUCGGUAGACUCGAAAGGAUUCGACGAUGCCCCAGACGUCGUUCUGCGGGCUCUGGGGCGCCUAACAUGGGCCACGGAGAAAGCCGUGAAGGGCUCUGGUGAUCCGUUUCUAUCACCUAAUGAGCUUCUUAUCCUGGGAUACCUUGAGGACAUGAAAAUCGGGUAUCACGACGACGGCGAAUCCUCGCUCGGUCCCACGAUUGCCACGCUCUCGCUCGGCACAAAGUCAACGAUGCUCAUACGCAUGAAGCACAAGUACUACCAUGGCUUCAGCAAAGCAAAGAAACUCCUGGAUGUUGACCCGGUGCUCCCUGGAUGUCAUAUGCAUUGUGAGCGCAAGGAGCUUAAGGGCCGACUGCAGAAUGGCGAAAUAAGCCAGGCCGAGUAUGACAAGCUCCGGUGGAGUACGUUCAAAAAGGCUAGGAAUGCGGAAGCGCCUCCUAUCAUCAAAAUGGAGCUGAACCAUGGUGACCUGGUGGUAAUGCAUGGAGAGGGUUUGCAGAAGUACUACGAGCAUUCGGUGAUUCCUGAGAAGAAGCUCCGGUUUGCGCUGACCGCUCGACAUAUCAAACCGGAGCAUGUUGACAAGAAGGAGCUCAAGAAGGGGGAGUUCGCUCUCUCCCCUGACCAGAUAUACGAUGGGAAUUAA
Aspergillus terreus NIH2624 is the source of this 2019-nucleotide messenger RNA. RefSeq lists its product as uncharacterized. The record is from RefSeq and is a predicted model, not a curated record. Bases 1 to 2019 code for a protein of 672 amino acids. The transcript is spliced from 9 exons. Gene Ontology annotation, biological process: DNA repair. NCBI's taxonomy places the organism in Eukaryota, Fungi, Ascomycota, Eurotiomycetes, Eurotiales, Aspergillaceae.